Daphnia pulex (common water flea) is the source of this 1383-nucleotide messenger RNA. RefSeq names its product serine hydrolase-like protein. Lineage: Eukaryota; Metazoa; Arthropoda; Branchiopoda; Diplostraca; Daphniidae. Bases 209 to 1213 code for a protein of 334 amino acids. The record is from RefSeq and is a predicted model, not a curated record. The transcript has 3 exons.
CUUUUUGUGAUUGUACUUGAGCUUUGAGUUUUCCUGUGUUUGUUUUUGUUUUUGAGAUUAUGAUAAUAAUCAGCAUAUGAAGUUUUCAUAUUCAUUGUUUGAAUAAAGAUUGCCCCGCUGGUUUUCUCGCCCUGUUUUCUGUCUUUCUUAAAAGGCAAUUAAAGUAUAGGAUUUAUAAGUUCAGUAGAGUUAAAAAUUGAACACCCACAUGGCCAAUGAUGCAGAAAAAUUGCUGUUCCGAAUGCAGCAUAUCAUUCCACAGCAACUUUCUUCAGUUCUGAAUGUACAUGACAAGGAAACAGUAUCAUCAAAUGUUAAUCCAAUGGAAAUUGAAUUCCAAAUGACAUGGGGGAAAGUAGCUGCUAAAGUAUGGGGACCACCUGAUGGACGGCCAGUAUUUGCCUUACAUGGAUGGUUGGAUAAUGCUGCUACCUUUGAUGCCUUGAUACCUCUUCUGCCACAAAAUUUAAGAAUAGUUGCUGUGGACACAGCUGGACAUGGACUCAGUGAUCAUUAUCCUCCUGAUAUUGCCUACAACUUUUUUGAUUGCCUUGUUGCAAUUGAGAGAUUAGCUGGUCUGCUCAAAUGGAAAAAGUUCUCAUUCCUUGGCCACUCAAUGGGCGCGGCCAUGGGGAUGCUGUACGCGGGAGUUUUCCCGGAAAAAGUAGAUACCCUUGUCUGUCUUGAUUUAGCUAGAGCAGAAGUCACCAGACCAAAAACGGUUGGCUACAGGCUAAGAAAAACCACAGAAAAACUGCUGAAAUACGAAGCCGCUAUCGUCGCAGGUCCAGAGAAACCAUUCAGCUAUGAUGCAGCAAUCGAAAGAAGUAUAACUGGCUCGUUUGGAUCACUGGACAAAAAUGCGUGUCAUCUUCUUUUCAAGCGUGGCCUUAAAAGAGUUGACGGUGGUCACGUUUUCCGAAGAGAUAGAAGAUUGAUGGCUGCGCCUUUAACCUUAACUCCUAAAGAAGAUCAACUCGAAAUGGCCAAAGAAGUUACUGCUAAUGUUUUAGUUAUCAAGUUUGCUCAGGGACCAGAUUUUGAGAGCCCUGAGAAUUUCAUGGAGCACGUCAAGACGCUUCAAACCAAAGCCAAGAAUGUUCGGUAUGUAGAAGUGGAAGGUGCGCAUCACGUUCAUCUUACUCAUCCAGAUCGUAUUGCUGCCAUUAUUUCCGAAUUCUUCAAUGCUCCAAGUAGUGGCGGCAUUCCUUGACCAAGUUCGGUGCAACUAGAUUUAGCAUCCCCGCCCUCCCAAACGGUAAAAAUAACUGUAGUAAUAUCGCAAACUUACGUGAAUCAAUAGGGAAAUUGUAAUCUCAAUUUCCCUUGAGGACCAAAUACUGCUAAACUUCUUCCCGAGUGAAAUAAAAAGCAUAAAAAUUG